AUGGGAGUAUCUCAAGACUGGGUUCGAGGGGCCAGGUUCCCCCACAAGCCCAGUUACUUGCUCACCCAGUUACAGCUUCAUCAAAGCUCUGUGGACUCAUUCGAAGGAACGCAACCGACCACGAAGGAUUACUCGCUCGAGAUGAAAGUCGCGUUUCCGUGGACCUUGUUUCUCUUGCUCGCGACCCUACUGGGAGCAACCCGUUGUGCAUUCCUUCGUGGCGGGCGACGUAGCUCGAAUGUGGGCCCUACCUUGCCGGCUGGGGUGAUACUGGACUCGGAAGCUUUCGCGGGGAGGGAGGACAGCCAUCAAGUGCCUGUACCCAUCGGCGGUCAAACCGCACUUGUCUUCCACAUUUCCGAAACGAACUGGCACGUUCGAAAUGACUCGGCACAUGAGAUUGUGAUUCAAGCACACUUUCUGAAUAGCGAAGCCGAGCAAUCAUGCAAGACUCACACUAUCACUCGAGGCUUUGGGGGCAGUCUAGGAAUACCGAAGACCACAAAGGUGAUGAUCAAUGUCACUAGGGCUGGAAACAUUGAGCACUAGGAUGCAUAUUUAUAUAGUACAAGCAUAAUAUUUCAACAUUUAAUAAGCC
Molecule: messenger RNA, 598 nt
Organism: Puccinia graminis f. sp. tritici CRL 75-36-700-3
Lineage: Eukaryota; Fungi; Basidiomycota; Pucciniomycetes; Pucciniales; Pucciniaceae
Exons: 3
Coding region: 1-549 (182 amino acids)
Source: RefSeq, a predicted model, not a curated record